CGGCGCGUGGCCCCGGUUACGGCCUCAUGUCCAUCCGGGUGGACGGGAACGACGUCUUUGCCGUCUACAACGCCACGAGGGAGGCGCCGCGCCGCGCCGCGGCCGAGCACCCGCCCNGGUUUUUUGAUUCCUCCCCCCGUAGAAUCGGCCACCACAGCACCAGUGAUGACAGCUCAGCCUAUCGCUCCGUGGACGAGGUGAAUUACUGGGAUAAACAGGAUCACCCCAUCUCCCGCCUGCGGCACUACAUGGUGAACCGGGAAUGGUGGGACGAGGAGCAGGAGAAGGGCUGGAGGAAGAGCUCCCGCAAGAUGGUGAUGGAGGCCUUCGAGCAGGCGGAGCGGAAGCCCAAGCCCAACCCCCAGCUCCUCUUCUCCGACGUGUACCGGGAGAUGCCCCCCCCCCUGGCAGAUUAA
Molecule: messenger RNA, 416 nt
Organism: Chaetura pelagica (chimney swift)
Lineage: Eukaryota; Metazoa; Chordata; Aves; Apodiformes; Apodidae
Gene: BCKDHA
Product: branched chain keto acid dehydrogenase E1, alpha polypeptide
Exons: 4
Biological process (GO): branched-chain amino acid catabolic process
Molecular function (GO): oxidoreductase activity, acting on the aldehyde or oxo group of donors, disulfide as acceptor
Source: RefSeq, a predicted model, not a curated record